Molecule: messenger RNA, 1326 nt
Organism: Exophiala bonariae
Lineage: Eukaryota; Fungi; Ascomycota; Eurotiomycetes; Chaetothyriales; Herpotrichiellaceae
Exons: 1
Coding region: 1-1326 (441 amino acids)
Biological process (GO): carnitine biosynthetic process
Cellular component (GO): mitochondrion
Molecular function (GO): oxidoreductase activity
Source: RefSeq, a predicted model, not a curated record
AUGAGGUACAGUACCAGCUUGAGAUGGCGAUGUUCAAGUCUCAGCAUUGCCCCACUGCUGCACAGAUAUCCUCUGCUCCAGCCAUACAGGAGGCAUAUCUCAUCAGGUCCAAGAUAUCUCGCUCCCACGGCGGAAAACUCAUUGUCCCCUACGCAGAGACAGACGGAACAGAUAUCGCCCAUCCUUGUGCGGGAUGCCUGUCGCUGCAGCCAAUGUGUGGACCCUUCCGACCGUCAACGCAAUUACUCUUACUCUGAAAUCCCGACAAAUAUUGAAGUUCAGUCCACCACAAGCCACAGUGACAACGCAACCACUACUAUUCAAUGGAACAAUGAUACAAGUGCUUCACACAAGACGACUUUGGCCACAGAACACAUCAAAAGGCUCCAGGAACCCUUCCGCAACGCCAACUGGGAGUUCUACAAGCGGCCUCGAAAGCUCUGGAACAAUGAAACCUACCGCACAGAGAAGAACCCCCGGAUCAAUUAUGACGAGUACAUGAGCAAAACCGAUGUUCUCGCACGGUCUCUCCACCUCCUCUGGCGCGACGGCCUCGUCUUCAUAGAUCAAGUCCCCGAGUCCGAGGAGUCGGUAAGAACCAUCGUCGAGCGAAUGGGACCACUCCAGAACACAUUCUACGGCCCGACCUGGAACGUCCGCUCCCUGCCCCAGGCCAAAAACGUGGCGUACACAUCCAAAUACCUAGGCUUCCACAUGGACCUGCUGUACAUGCGCGACCCUCCAGGCCUCCAAUUCCUGCACUGCAUCCACAACUCGUGCACGGGAGGCGAAUCGCGCUUCGCCGACACCUUCAAAGCCGUGGACGAACUGUACAGCCAAGCCGACGGGCCGGAAAUGGUCCAGACCCUACUGACGCACCAAGUGCGCUACGAGUACGACAACGACAACUUCUUCUACUCGGACGCGAAACCGACGAUCCAAGCGUCACCUGCCACGCACACGCCGCGCGACAAAGUGCUGCUCGCGAAGAACCCGGAGCUGAUGCGACGGAUCGAACACGUGUUCUGGUCGCCGCCAUUCGUCGGCAACAUCGACACCAGCCAGCCGCACGGCGAGCUGGUCAAGUUCAUCCGCGCCAGCAAGGCCUUCUCGGACAUCCUGGAGGACGCGCAGAACGUGGUCGAGGUGAAGAUGGACAGCGGCACCUGUGUCGUCUUCGACAACCAGCGCAUCGUCCACGCCCGCAACGAGUUCGACGCCAACAGCGGCAAGCGCUUCCUCAAGGGCGCCUAUCUGGCCCAUCAGGACUUUGAGAGUAAGGCCGUCGGUCUGCAGCAUCUUAUGCCUGAGGGAGAGGGGAUUUGA